AGUGUAAAGAGCCGGAUCAAUCAUGUUGCACCCAUCUCUAAUGUUCAUUGUUCCAAAAUUCUUGUUACAUUCCCUUUCCAUUGGUUAUGCCGUUUUUUUGAAGAUUUAAUUUUUGGAAAGUAAAGAAAUCUAAAAAAUCUCAUGUCGUCUAUGACAUUCGGACAGAAGUCCUUUACACCUACACCUCCCGAGAAAGGAAGUUUUCCAUUAGAUCACGAAGGGAUUUGUAAGAAGUCGAUGAUAAAAUACAUGAAAUGUUUGCAUAAUAAUAAAAACGAUAAUUCAUCUUGCCGAGAAGAAGCACGGGAAUACUUGGAGUGCCGUAUGGAGAACAAUCUUAUGGCUAAAGAGGAAUGGUCAAAAUUGGGUUUUAGCGAAGUAGAAAGUAAAAAAUUUUAAUCAUGGUUAAGAUACUUAUAGGGUGUA
This is a messenger RNA of Anoplophora glabripennis (Asian longhorned beetle), 426 nucleotides long. RefSeq names its product cytochrome c oxidase assembly protein COX19. The record is from RefSeq and is a predicted model, not a curated record. Gene Ontology annotation, biological process: mitochondrial respiratory chain complex IV assembly. NCBI's taxonomy places the organism in Eukaryota, Metazoa, Arthropoda, Insecta, Coleoptera, Cerambycidae. Bases 142 to 399 code for a protein of 85 amino acids. The transcript has a single exon. Gene Ontology annotation, cellular component: mitochondrial intermembrane space.